Medioppia subpectinata is the source of this 2500-nucleotide messenger RNA. The record is from the annotation of a GenBank genome assembly. NCBI's taxonomy places the organism in Eukaryota, Metazoa, Arthropoda, Arachnida, Sarcoptiformes, Oppiidae.
AUGUCACAUCAAAGUCACGACGGAAGACAACUCCAGAAACAGUUGCAACAAAAUCCCCGACAAAUGCAAAUGAAUUCACCGCUCAAACCAUACCCACAGAACUCGUUUCAGACGCGAAGUACACGAUAUCCGCAAAUCAUCGCAAAUGACAAUCAUUUGAGAAUUCAGUCGCCGUUCAGUAAAGAGGAAGAGUUCGACGAAAUACAGAGUUUAGAUAAUUUUGACGAACAAAACCAUAAUUUGAGACAUUUUGACGGCAAUCAUAAGCAAAGGAAUAAUCGACAAAAUAUUGCUUUCAAUCAUCAAAAUAGUGAUCCAAUCCAUGACAUGGAGAGAGAGAUUGAGGAGCAAAACAGAAGGAAUUAUCGCAACUCUAAUGUCAGACCAAAUCCGUACUCAAUGGGAAUGAAAAUGGUUUUGCCUAAGAAUCGCGAAGAAUCCAAAGUACAUGGAUUUGAGGCGUUUUCAUCUGAUGUAACGCAUGAAGAAAAAGACAAAUUUUAUCCCAAAACUGAUGAAUUAAUACAAGAGUUCCCACAAAACGAGGCAACCAUUCAAUCAGAGGAGCCGUCAGAGGACUACUUGAAUGCACCGGAAAAUGAAGUCGAAUAUCAAAGACAUUUGAAUUUCUUUCCGCCGGUCAUCAGCUCUGAUGAAGAAGAGCGCAGAGUUGUCGAAAACUAUCGCCCAUUUCAACAACAAUCACAUAAAAGUGCACAUAAUUUUGGCAAUCAAUUCAAACAAUCAGAGCAACCGAACCAACACUACAGACAGCAAACAAAACAGAGGCAACAAAAUCAAAACAAAGCCAAUCAUCAGAAUAUUCAAAACUACGGGCAAAACGCCGUUCAACGCAACAAUCCAUACGAAUCGAUAAAUGUUAGGCCACUCUCACAGCCAUUCCGUGGGGAUAGGGAUCCAAAUGAAGACCAUUUUCGCACAAAUCAUAUAAAUAAACAAACGAAUCAAUUCGUGCCUAUAUUUGGCAAUAAUUUGCCAAAACAUUUACACAAGACUACGAAACGGCCCAAAGAAAUAGCGAUCGUCAGAGAAAUCACUCGAAUUAUACCAUCGGAUGAAUUGCAUAAUGCGGAUGAAUCACACGAUGAUAACCCCUUUGACUCUUCACCCAUUGCCACACCGACUCCUCCAGAGUUGCCCGACAUUUAUAUGCCAUUUGAAGACAGAGAUGAAGAUAAAACAGAGACAGAGAGACCAGAGGUAGAAAGGGAUGAUUUAGCCGAAGACAAACCAGAGGAAAGGCCAAUGAAUUUGGGGAAAGAAGAGAACUUCUACGACGACGAGGAGACUGUCGAAGAAGUGACAGAAAAACCUAAAGAGAUGGACAUCGAUGAGGAAACCAAUGAGAAUUCCGCCGAUAAGAAGAACAAAUUCGCUAAAGAAGUGGACGUAAGCGCCGAUGAUUUGGAAAAGUAUUUCGACAGAGAGUUCGCAAACGAGAACCUGAAGGACGAAGAGGGACAGCAAAAGAUUAUGUUUGACGACGAGUUCAAGGAAUCCAACCAACAGGUGGCCAAACACGACAAGACUAGCGAUGAGGACACGGAUGUGGAGGCGGACUAUAAGACGUCCGGAGAUUUUCUUAAAAAUCACGACAACUUCCUCUCAAAGAUAGAGAAAGAAAACGAUAAAUUCAGACAAAGAACUGAAAGCAAAGUGGAAGACGACGACAGCGAUAAGGAGACCGAAACCGAUGACAACAAAACAGGUGUCGAUACAGACGUGGAGAAGGAGUUGGACGGCGAGGGAGACAAGAAGGACAACACCGACGAAGAGAGCGAUGACAGCAAAGAAACCGAUAAGAAAGAGGCGUCCGAUGAGAGCAAUGACGCCGAAGAGGAAGAGAAGAAAGACUCGACAAAAGAGUCAGAAAGUAAGGCAACAGAAGUAGAGGACGACGAGGAAAGCGAAUCAAAAGAAGUGUCAGAAAAAGAGGAGAAAAAAGAUACAGAGAAUGGAGAGAAUGAGACAAAAGAUGGCGAAGAGAAGGAAGAAAAGGAAGACAACGACCAGAAGAAUACAGAAGAAGAUAAGGAAGAAGAGGACAGCGAUAAGGAAAAGAGUGAUAACAAGGGAACCGACGAAACAAGUGAUGAGAAAGUCGUCAAAACAGUUGAUAAAAGCGGCGAUAAAUGCAACGAAAAUAAUUGCGAUAAAGAGUUAUUAAAACAGGAAUCGAAAGAAUCGAAAAAUACACAACAAUUGGGCGCAAAGGAGGAUGAGAUGGAAGCGAUGGCCAAACAGAUAAAACAGCAAUUGAUUGGUCGACCAAAAGCCGACUUAAAUGAACAGAUUUCGAUCGAAUUGAAGGCAAUUGGGAACAAAUUGAACAAAACUCUGCGGAUCUCUCAAAGCCAUAACUUUGCGCCCUUUUUUAUUGAUCUGAAGCGCAUAAAUCCCAACACCAAGAAAGCGAUUCACCAGAAUGUGUGAGUCCAGUGUCCGACUCUCCUCUCAUCAAAGCACCAAACAAUAAAAC